CAGGUGCCAAUCUGUAGGCCAGCUUCUUAAGCCCACAGAUCUCUCCACUUGCAAUUCAUUUGAGGAAGGACACACAGGCUGCUUGUAUCUAUUUAGCUGAACUGCUCACUUUCCAUUGUUUCCUGAGCGGCGACAUUAUGGGGCUCAGUGAUCAGGAAUGGCAGAAGGUCGUAGACAUCUGGGGGAAAGUGGAACCAGACCUCCCUGCUCAUGGGCAAGAAGUUAUCAUCAGGAUGUUUCAGAAGCACCCAGAGACCCAGGAGCGCUUUGACAAGUUCAAAAACCUGAAGACGGUGGAUGACAUGAAGAGUUCAGAAGAGCUCAAGAAGCAUGGAACGACUGUCCUCACAGCCUUGGGCAAAAUCCUAAAGCAGAAAGGGAACCACGAGGCAGAACUUGCACCCCUGGCACAGACCCACGCCAACACACACAAAAUCCCGGUCAAGUAUCUUGAGUUCAUUUGCGAAAUAAUUGUUGGCGUCAUUGCUGAAAAACAUUCUGCAGACUUUGGGGCCGAUUCGCAAGCGGCGAUGAGGAAGGCCUUGGAGCUGUUCCGCAACGACAUGGCCAGCAAAUACAAGGAGCAUGGCUUCCAGGGCUAAUAGUGAGCAUGGGAGGCAAUGUUCCCUUUCAGCAAGGAUGGGGAGCCUGUGUGUGACCCUCCAGAUGUGGCUGGACCACAACUCCCAUCACUGGCGAGGGCCAAAGGGAGCUGGAGUCAAACAACAUCUGGAGGACCACAGGUUCCUCAUCCCUGUCACGAAGAGAAAUAAAGCAGCAUGUUUUGGGUGUGCAAUCAAUCUAGCAGAAGAAUAUUCUCCUUUCAUGGCAAAAAAUUAGUUUGGCACCAGCUUGAAAAAAAUAUACUCACUAUAUAAGGCUCAAGUUACACACCAUGACAGAAGACCCACAUCUUUAAAAGAAACUCUCUUGUUCGUAAUAUUAUUAUUGCUAUUAUUAUUAUUAUUAUUAUUAUUAUUAUUGCCUGCCCUUCACCAGCAGGUCUCAGGGUGGGUUACAGCAGUUUCAAAUUAAAAAUUAAAAACAGUUAAAACAGGUUAUAAGUGCAGGAAUAGUGUAGGCCCAGAAAACACAUGCAUUCGGGGGUGCCGACUUGAAUAAAAUAUUGUUUGGGGUAGGUAAGCACCUCCCUGUAUCAAUCAUGAUCACAAGUUGUAGCACGCACAUAAUUUGAAUGACAAUGACUAUCAACUUUUUUGGGGGGGAGCAAUUCCUUCAAAUAUUUUAUUGGGGAGGGAGGACCUUGGCACAUAGGUGUUGGCUCCUAUGCACUCAUCUCAGAUGUGAAAAGCCGGGGUAAAGAGGUGUACCUUCAGCAUUCACCAAAAACGCUAUAGAGAAGAAGUCAUGUAAAGUUGAAGGUUGGAAGUGAAGUUUAUAAGACCAAAUGGGCAUGUAGGCAUGAAAUGCUGAAUCAUCUCAUGCCAAACAUCUUACUACCCAGUGGUCCAUCCACCAGAGUCUUUUCCUCCUCCAGCUAGGCCCUGAUGCCAAACUCUAAUGAUCCUUUUUUGCAAAAGGUAUGGUCAGAUAGAUAGUGGGUGGGAAGUUCAGCACCUCCUGACUAUUGGUUCUUUAAAUCAUACUGUUGCAUUAAUAUAUGAAUGGUGUCAGAAGGUCUGUCACUGUAAUGUGUAGCUUGGGCUGUCAACUGAGGCUUCUUUUUUUUAAUCUUCAGCACGAAUCAUUGUAAUUUUGGGCUUAGUAGAAUAAAAAUUAUAUACAACAGAGAUAAGCGAUGGUUGCCUUUGUUAAAAAUCCGCUGAGAUAUUAUCCUCCGUCUGAUGUCAUAAUAGAGAAAGGUUGCCUUGUGGUUAGUAAUAGCUGUGAAAAAAUGUUGGGUGAGGCUGUUCAGAAGGCGGGUAGAAGAUAGGGUUGCCAGUUCCUGCUUAGAUUCAGUACUACUUGCUGUUUUAAUAACUCUUGAGAUAGAAAGACUAGCAGGAUUUGCUCCCGGUAGAAUUCGUCCCUUCCUUGCCUGCUGUACCAAACAGGAUCCCAGUUCCAUCUGGCAACAGAUGGGAGAGGGAAGGGAGUUGCGAAACAAUGGAUGACAUCACUAGGUCAAAAUCUGACAGCCCCUGUAGAGAGGAAUUCCUGUUAGAACUGAUUAACUGAUUAUUCUUAGACUGAGCAGGGGCUGGGGUCAACCUAUUGUAAACUUGUUCUAAGAAAGUUGCAAAAUGGCUGGGGGAAAAAUAUGUGGGUGGGGUGGAUCAGCAUCUUGGGGCCCGUCUGCAUGUGCCUUCAGAGAGAACUCACAUUUUCAAGCAGCAAUUCUUUUUCUGCAACCAUUUGAUGCAGAAAAUUGUGGAUAUAUUCAGAUAUUAAUCCACAGAUUUGCCCGUUUCUGGUAAACCAGGAAUGGGGUGUGUGAUGUUCCUUGCAAGACUUACCUUGCAUGGUCUUGAUCCUGCUGGUCCUGCCCACAUCCUUGCCAUUCACAUGUGUCCUAAUGAUGUCAUCAUAUCAUAUGAUGUCACAGUGCUCAGGGAAGGUUGCCAUAUUAGGGAUGCUGGAGCACCAAUUCUCUGGCAUGUCUACACUACUGAAUCCCCAAGAAUGGCCAUCAGGUAACUUGGGGCUAUAUGAGGCAAAGGUAAGCGUUCAUAUCUGCCUUAGGUGGAUGAGCGCUUUAGAAAGCAAGCAACACUGAGGAAUAAUAGUUAAAGCUGUCACUUAAGACAUUUUAGCUGAUUAUCCAUAUGUAUUUUAGUCAAUUGGUUAACAGAUGAGUAAACUGUAUACCUGGAUAUGGAUAAAAACAAGAGUUCUGAGGCUAUAAACAUACUUUAUUUUUAGAUAACACAUGUAUGUACUGUAACAGUCCCCAUCUUAGCAGAAGCAUUUUCUCCUGCUUGCGAGACAACACACUAUGGCACCAGCUGGUUGUGUUAUUUUGUAGUUUGUAAUACUGUAUUAAAAAUAACUUGAGCAUUUUAUUUUUAAAAUAUCUGGCCAAAGAAUUGCAGGCACCCUUUAGCUGAUCAAAAGGGUUUUAACUGAUUGACCAAAUCAUCAAAAAAUAAAAAAAAAUGCAGCCCUGGGGGAGAGACUUUUCAGUGGAAUCAGUACAUUGGUUCUGAAAAGGCAGAGAAGCUCCGUUAAUGGAAUCUCAUGCAUGUCUACUCAGACUAAGUUCCAUUUAAUUAAGCUGCAACUCUAUACCUACUUACCUAGGAAUAAGUCCCAUUGAAAUCAACUGGGCUAACUUCUGAGUAGACAUGUAGAAGAACACGGAGUCAAUUUUCAAGGUCUUCCAUGCUGACCCUGCUAAUGAAAUGUAAAAGUAUCUCUUGUAUGUAAAAGUAUCUCUUCCCCUAAUCCCUGCGAGUUGCUACACACUUGAGUAUGUGAUACACUGAAUGGCAAGUGAUGUGUUUUUUAAUUGAAUAAACCCUAUUUCCUCAA
Molecule: messenger RNA, 3432 nt
Organism: Podarcis muralis (Common wall lizard)
Lineage: Eukaryota; Metazoa; Chordata; Lepidosauria; Squamata; Lacertidae
Gene: MB
Product: myoglobin
Biological process (GO): oxygen transport
Cellular component (GO): extracellular exosome
Molecular function (GO): heme binding; oxygen binding
Source: RefSeq, a predicted model, not a curated record